Mytilus trossulus (common blue mussel) is the source of this 1719-nucleotide messenger RNA. RefSeq lists its product as uncharacterized. Lineage: Eukaryota; Metazoa; Mollusca; Bivalvia; Mytilida; Mytilidae. Gene Ontology annotation, molecular function: K63-linked polyubiquitin modification-dependent protein binding; protein kinase C binding. Gene Ontology annotation, cellular component: amphisome; aggresome. Gene Ontology annotation, biological process: endosome organization; aggrephagy; mitophagy. The transcript has 4 exons. The coding region runs from base 78 to 1520 and encodes 480 amino acids. The record is from RefSeq and is a predicted model, not a curated record.
CGAGGUAUUUCAUCGUUGUUCUAGAACAUUCUUUUCGUCUAUUUUCGUUUAUGACUCAUGGUCAUGGGACAUGUUAGAUGAAUGGUAUAAAAAGCGAUGAUUCGUUUAAAUGCGCAUUUGUAGCGACGAAAAUAAAGUUAGAAGCAACUGUGAAAAUGCCGCUCGUAAUUAAAGCAGCCUUUAUUAAAGAAGAUGAGACCUCUGAAUUCCGACGAUUUACUGUCGAUGAAAAUUUGAGCUAUGAAUUCCUGAAGAGGAAAAUUACAGAGAUUUUCACAGAUACAUGUGAAUGUGAACUAAUGUGGAAAGAUGCUGAUGGCGAUCUUGUCUCAUUUUCUUCAGACGAAGAACUACAAGAGGCUUUGGACGGUGUCUCCGGUGGUAUAUUUAGAAUGUUCGUCACUGUUGACCAACAGAAAUAUAUGAAAAGUGUACCCCAGCUUAAAUAUUGUAACACAGUCAAUAAACACAAAGGAACUGGGAGAAGGCUGCACAAAGCUCAAAUGAUGAAGUCUCCUGAUUUCAACGUUGACCACAAUAAUGGGCGGCCUAUAUUCAAAGUAAGACCAGGUAACCAUGAAUCUGCGCUUGAAUCUUUAAGAUUCUAUCAUCGUCGUCAUGGAAACAAAAUGCAGAGGAAAUCUAAUGAAGAAAUGGAAUCCUGGUUUAACAGAAGACAACAAAAAUGGUUGAAGCGACAACAAGAAAUGAAAGAAUCUUCAAAAACUGAAAAUGAGGGCAACAAAAAUCAAAACGGCGAGAAUGAUCGUCUGCAAAAACGCAUCUGGCGCAUAAGGAACAAACUCGCACACUUUAAAAUUGGAGAUUUGAAUCCAGAAUCCACUAACCAGGAAAGAAGUAUGAAUUCAGGACCCCCGUCUACAAGAAAAGACAAGGCGGGCGGUGGAAAAUUCGGACGUCAACAGGGCAAAUUUGGCAGAGAUAAAGUAGACAAUGCAGUGAUAAAACUGAAACUGAAAAAUCAUCACCGUGCAAGAAGUUGUCCAGGUCGUAUCACUGGGACCAUAUCUAGAGCAGUACAAUUUGGUCGGUUUAAUGCAGGGAAAAGGUUUGGUAAAUUUGGUCCACAUCAUCAUACCGUGGAAUGUCAUGAUCGUAAAUGGCGAAAUGGUGACCACGGUGACAAACAAUUGAGAAAUGGUCCGUUUAAAAAGAUUUUACGCAAGAUGUUCGUCGAGUUACAAGAGAAACCAGAUGAUUAUAUAAACGAUGACAUGAAAACUAAGCGUCGUUGUCGUCGGUUAGAAAAUCUUGAAAAGAAAAUCCAUUUCCAACAGAUGUGUGAAGAAAAGAAGAAAAUGCCAAAUGCAUGGAGGAUGAAGCAACGAGGGUUAGGGAACCGUCAUGGGCGUGGCAUGGACUACUGGAUACCAAGACGAAUGAGACUUCUCAACAACCUGUCAGAACUUGAAGAGGAGAAGAAUUUGGUACAAUCUGAACUGAAUCAUGGAUGUAGACAUACUCCCGGUGGCUCUAUAGAUUGUCUACACAAAGUCUAAACACAAGUUGAUACCAUCUUUGUGAACUUCUCAGUACCACUACAAUAUUAUAAUAAUGUAACCAUUAAUGUUUUUUUUAAUUUUUUUUAUGAUAAAUGUUCAAUAGUGAAGGAACGUUUUGAGAGAUCAGUGUAACUUUGACAAAUUGUAUAUUAUGUGACAUUAUUGUAGAUUAAAGAAUCAUUCGUCUGUAAUUUUA